AUAACAUUGCAUUAGUGGUGUUAUUCAGUUGUAUUAAGCACUGGUUUAUGUCGUUAGUAUUUUAUUUACGUACUACUUGUGUUAGCAUGACAUUGCCGUUUAAACAGGAUGCUAUUUUGUCAGCUAAGCUAGUUGGCUGGCCUCAUUUGUUUACAUUAGCUAGUAGAUCCAGCUGGUUGGUUUUAGUCAGGAAACACCUUUAUCUCUGUCGUUUUAACAGGAUCCCUUUUAUCUGCUACAUGAGUCGUUAAACCGAAACACAUUUAUGAUGAGAAACUAUCAACAAAUAUAUUUUCUAGAAUGAUGGCAGUCAAGUAAGAGGAGGGAUGAGGGUCUUUGGACCAGCAGAGCUGGUCGCAGGUCUCUGUCAUACAGACGAGAAGAAUCCUUUCCCCGUGUGGCAGGAUGGACACGUCAGCCCCUGUUUCAACCAACUGGUCCUCGGAGUCUUGCCUCAUGCAGGGAUGGCUAUUUUCAGUGCCUGCUACAUCAGCAUGUCAAGCUGCGACCUCCUCCGGUCGUCUCCUCCCUGUGGUUGGACACUCCGGUGGGUGUCGGCUCUGCUGGCCGCGCUGCUCUUCACCGCAGAUGUCGUCCUGGCGAGCUUCCUCCAGCGGACGGACUUGUACCUGGACGUCCUAGCUGACGGCAGUGCCACCCUGGCCUGGCUGGUCCACUUCGGUGCCAUCACGGUGCUCCAGAGGACAGCUUUCAGGAGAACCAGAGGACCUCCUCUGCUGCUGCUGCUGGUUCUUCUGUCUGUCCCAAACGUGGCCAUCACCUUGUGGAUUUACUGCGACAAUCAGGAAUAUUUGAACCUCACAGAACCUCUUGAACUGGCUCGUUUUGUGCUCGCCUCAGCCCGCACGCUCCCCCUUCUGGUUUACAUUCUGGCAUUUGCAUUUCCCUGCGUCACUGAUGCUAGAUACACUCUGUAUAUCAACGCUGUGGAUGGAUCCCCACUUGUCCCAGAGAGCACCCAACCGGAAACAGGUGAGAUGGUGGCCGAGGACGGGAGUGGUGGCGUCUCUCGGCUCUUCUACCUGUGGUUGAACCCUCUCCUCAGACGGGGGCAGCGAGGCGAGCUGGACAGGCCAGCUGAUGUUUAUCACCUCCCUCGGAAACUACGGACUACUGUGGUGUGCCGGUACUUCCACCAGUGCUGGGAAGCCUGCCGACGCGGGGCAGCGGUCAGUAACGGACAGGAUCCGUGGCCCAGGCCGGUCAGCCGGAACCUCCUGAACGGCAGCUGGAGUUACCAGGAGGAACCGCUGGAGCUGGAGGGGGAUGUAGGACUGCUCAGGGUGCUGCACAAGGCGUUUGGGUUGCGUUACUACGUCCUCGGUGCGCUGAAGGUGGCGGUCAACAUGCUGAGCUUCGCAGGGCCCCUGCUCCUUAGCAGUCUGCUAAACUUUAUGGAGGACAGGGAAGCUCCUGUGAGCUGGGGUGCCUGGUGCGCUCUGGGGCUCUUUGCCUCCACCCUUCUCUCUUCCUUCUUGCAAAACAUCUUCGUCUUUGAAGUCUCCAAGGUGGCGCUGUCAGCACGCGCCGCCCUCGUGUCGGCCAUUUACGGCAAAGCCCUGCAGGUCAGCGGCAGCAGCCUGGCCGGCACCACGAUGGGAGAGGUGGUGAACCUAAUGAGCACGGACACCGACCGCGUGGUCAACUUCUGCAGCAGUUUCCACGAGCUGUGGAGCCUUCCCUUCCGGUUUGUUAUCACCCUCUAUCUGCUGUACCUGCAGGUGGGCGUGGCUUUCCUCGGAGGGCUGGGCGUGGCUCUGCUGCUGGUGCCUUUCAACAAGUUCCUCGCUACACGUAUCCUUAGCAACAACCAACAUAUGCUCAGGCACAAGGACAGCCGCGUUAAGUUAAUGACGGAGAUCCUCUUUGGCAUUCGCAUCAUCAAGUUCUACAACUGGGAGCCUCAUUUUACGCAGAAGGUCUCCGACUGUCGUAAACAAGAGCUGUCCCACCUCAAAGCCCUCAAGUACCUGGACGCCAUGUGUGUUUACACCUGGGCUGCUCUCCCCGUGGUCAUCUCCAUCCUCACCUUCGUCACGUACGUGCUGCUGGGAAACCAGCUGACUGCAGCCAAGGUGUUCACCACGCUGGCUCUGGUGGGAAUGUUGAUCAUCCCACUCAACGCUUUCCCCUGGGUGCUCAACGGCAUCCUGGAGGCCAAAGUGUCUCUGGAUCGAAUCCAACGCUUCUUCAAACUGACCAACCAGGAUCUGCAGGCGCACUACGCCCUCGUGUCUCCUGAGGACAGUCAGACGUCGAUCCUGUUGAGCCAGGGGACAUUUUCCUGGCAGGGGCCCGACGGUCCCAACCAGAAGAAAGAGGGAGAAACUGAAACUGGAGCCGCUGAAGGGAGUCUGCUGCUGCACGGUCUCACUCUCCACAUCACCAAGGGCUCUCUGGUUGUUGUGGUGGGGAAGGUCGGCUGUGGGAAGAGUUCCUUACUGGCUGCUCUCACUGGAGAACUCAACAGGAGGAGUGGAGUGGUGUAUGUCGCAGGCAGAGAGGCCGGCUUCGGUCUGGCGUCUCAGGAGCCGUGGAUCCAGCAUGCAUCAGUACGGGACAACAUCUUGUUUGGCAAAGACUACGAUCCCGUCUUCUACCAGGCUGUGAUACAGGCCUGCGCUCUCUCAGACGACCUCAACGUUUUGCCAAAUGGUGACAAGACAGAAGUGGGAGAGAACGGAGUGACCCUGAGCGGAGGACAGAAGGCUCGACUAGUCCUCGCCAGAGCUGUUUACAUGGACAAAGACAUCUACCUCCUCGAUGAUCCGCUGGCAGCGGUUGAUACCGAUGUGGCCGAACACCUCAUGAAGAGAUGCAUCAUGGAGCUCCUCAGGGGGAAGACCAGAAUCCUUUGCACACACCGCAUAGAGUUUGUCGACAAGGCCGACAUGGUCGUCCUCAUGGACAAUGGAACCAUCGUCAAAACAGGCACACCAGCAGAAAUCCUUCCUUUGGUCGAGGCCAUGCCGAAGAAACGGAAGAAUGACCACAACGUGAAAGAGAAAGAUGGCGUGGAGCAGGAGGAGGAGGAGCCGGGUUUAUCUCCUGAUCUGUGUGUGGAUGAUGACCCCAACCUGUCGGGGGCGGAGCAGAAGCAGAUGGGCGGGCUGGCGUGGAAAGUUUACCAAACCUACUGGGUUGCUGUGGGCGGAGUGCUGGCCGCCUCCAUCCUGAUGUCUCUGCUCCUCAUGCAAGCCUCUAAGAACGUUUCCGACUGGUGGCUGUCUCACUGGAUCUCCGAGCUGAAAAACAACGGUUCCACUACAACAAAUGUUUCUUCCUCCGCUGCCUUCAGCUCACCUCACCUGCUUCUCUUCUCACCUGUAGGGUUAAUAUCUCCUCUGUCCUCACUGCAAACGUUCACUUCAAGCAACAUGAGUUCAGAUGUCAAGUUUUACCUGACGGUGUACGCCUCCAUUGCCACGGCCAACACCGUCUUCACCGCCCUCCGAGCCUUCCUGUUUGCCUACGGAGCCAUCUGUGCCGCCACAGCCAUCCACAACAGACUUCUGGACCGGGUCCUAAAGGCCACAGUGUGCUUCUUCGACACCACCCCGAUGGGUCGCAUUCUCAACCGUUUUUCUUCGGACCUGUACACUGUGGACGACAGCCUGCCGUUCAUCCUGAACAUCCUGCUGGCCAACGUUUUCGGUCUGCUGGGCAUGCUGGUGGUGAUAAGCUACGGCCUCCCUUGGGUCCUCGUGCUUCUUCUGCCCCUGGCUCUGGUCUACCACCGCACGCAGCACUUCUACCGACACACCUCCCGGGAGCUGAAGCGCCUGUGCAGCAUCACUCUGUCGCCCGUCUACUCGCACUUCUCUGAGACGCUGACUGGGCUGGGAACCAUCCGGGCCAGCGGCAGCUCUGCCAGGUUUGAGGAGGAGAUCGCCAGGCGUCUGGAGCAGAACCAACGCUGCCUGUUCCUUAGCAACGCCACCACACAGUGGCUGAGCAUCCGCCUGCAAAUGAUUGGUGUUGCUGUGGUGACCGGCCUUGGGGUGAUCGCUGUUGUCCAGCACCAGUAUAAUUCUGUCGAUCCAGGUCUGGUGGGUCUGUCCCUGUCCUACGCCCUGUCCAUCACAAACCUGCUGUGUGGCCUCAUAUUCAGCUUCACCCAGACUGAGAUGCAGCUGGUGAGCGUGGAGAGGACUGAGGAGUACUCCACCGGCCUUCCCACCGAGCCACAGCACCAGAACACACAGCUUUCCCCGGCGUGGCCCGAGCAGGGCUGGUUGGAGUUCCGCGGCGUGGUUUUGGUCUACAGGGACGGUCUUCCUAACGCCCUGGACGGGGUGAGCUUGGUAGUGCGACCUGGGGAGAAGGUGGGCAUUGUGGGACGCACGGGCUCCGGAAAGUCCACCCUGUUCCAGGCUCUGUUCCGUAUGGUGGAGCUGAACCGGGGUCAGAUUCUCCUGGAUGGGCUGGACAUCAGCUCCGUGGGCCUGUCUCAGCUCAGGUCCAGGCUGGCCAUUAUUCCUCAGGACCCCUUCCUGUUCAGCGGGACCAUCAGGGAGAAUCUGGACCCGUGUGGGCGACACUCAGACCAGCAGCUGCUGGACGUCGUAGACCAGUGCCACCUCAGCUCUGUGGUCAACAGGAUGGGUGGUCUGGAUGCUGAGGUUGGGGAGAGAGGAAGAUCCUUCUCAGUGGGACAGAGACAGCUGCUGUGUCUGGCCAGAGCUCUGCUGACCCAGGCCAAGGUCCUUUGCAUUGAUGAAGCCACAGCCAGCGUGGAUCAGAAGACGGACAAACUGCUGCAACAGACCAUCCGAGAGAAGUUUCAGGACAUGACCGUCCUCACGAUUGCACACAGGAUCAACACCAUCAUGGACUGUGACAGGGUGCUGGUGAUGCAUGCUGGGAAGGUGGUGGAGUUUGACACCCCGGCUGCUCUCUGUCAAACUGACCACUCCAUCCUCCAAAGACUGGUCGGUCAGACAGGAGAAUGAGAGGACUUAAAAGACACUGGAAGGAAGGAAAAAAAUAUUUAUUUUUUUUAUAUUUUUUAGAACUCGCUGCCUAUUUUUCAGCACCGUCCUCCAUACACUUUUACGACUUUAACAGCACACACAUGAGUGUGUUCGCAGAGUGAAAAACUCUUCUACUGUUGGAGCAGAGGAGCGGGGAAUGCCUUGCUCCAGGGUUCUGUUUGGACUGGGAAGUGAUGAUAUGGAUUUGCAGAUCAUUUUCUUAUUUUGUGCUGACAUUUAGUUUCUCUUUAAUUGAUAAUUUCAAUGCUUAAAUAGCAUUAUUUGAAAUUGUCCUUAACAUCUAUCCAUUAUUUGUAACUGCUUUUCCUAUUCAGUCGGGGGUGGGGGCUGGAGCCGAUCCCAGCUGACAUGGAAAACUUGUUUAUGUACUGUAUACAUAAUGGCAGAGAACAAAUUACAGAAUAUAUAAGGGAAACUACCUUUUAGAGAAGAAUGUUUACUGAAUGUUAAUUUCCUUUUCCCGGGGGCACGGUCGCCAGUUCAUCACAGAGACAGACAACCAUUCAUGCUCACAUUCACACCUACGGGCAAUUUAA
Sander lucioperca (pikeperch) is the source of this 5551-nucleotide messenger RNA. RefSeq names its product ATP-binding cassette, sub-family C (CFTR/MRP), member 10 (gene abcc10). The record is from RefSeq and is a predicted model, not a curated record. Gene Ontology annotation, biological process: transmembrane transport. Bases 327 to 4973 code for a protein of 1548 amino acids. NCBI's taxonomy places the organism in Eukaryota, Metazoa, Chordata, Actinopteri, Perciformes, Percidae. Gene Ontology annotation, molecular function: ATP hydrolysis activity; ATP binding; ABC-type transporter activity. The transcript has 22 exons. Gene Ontology annotation, cellular component: membrane.